CUCGUCGACUUUUUCCGUCGCUCAGAAGCGGAAAACCCUUUUCAUUCAAAACGCAGGAAAACCAGACAGAGAAAACCACUUCCUCGGCAAACAAACUCACCAGGAUUACGCUGGUUAUUUUCUGCUUUUGGUUCAUAGUCUCUCAAGUCUCAGCUCUCAAUUAAAAAGAAGAGGAAGUUAAAAAAUGAGAGAAGAGGAGGUAGAGAGGCUCCGUGGCGUGGUGAGAGACUGUGUAAGCAAGCAUCUGUACUCUUCGGCAAUAUUCUUCGCCGACAAGGUCGCGGCGCUGACCAAUGAUCCGGCUGACAUCUACAUGCAGGCGCAGGCUCUCUUCCUUGGCCGCCACUACCGCCGUGCUUUCCACCUACUCAAUGCCUCGAAAAUCGUGCUCCGAGACCUCCGUUUUCGCUAUCUCGCUGCCAAGUGCCUCGAAGAGUUGAAGGAAUGGGAUCAGUGUAUGUUGAUGCUUGGUGAGGCUAAGGUUGAUGAGAAUGGGAAUGUAUAUGAUACAAAAGAUGGCAAUGUCAUGUACUUGGACAAAGAUGGGGAGGAUCGAGAGAUCAAUAUUUCUUCUGCAAUAUGCUUUCUACGAGGCAAAGCAUGUGAAGCUCUGCAAAAUCGUGCCUUGGCUCGACAAUGGUACAAAGCUGCUAUCAAAGCUGAUCCAUUGUGUUAUGAGUUUCCCAUGAAACUCAACGUUCAUUCUUUUCUGAAGACUAGAACUUCUAGUUACAGUAGUUCAUCCCUGAUCUGUACUUUAAAAAACAACACUGAUAUUUUGGCCUGCAAAGCAGAGUACUAUCAUCAGUGUGGCGAAUAUCAAAAGUGCUUUGAGUUAACUUCUGUACUGCUUGAAAAAGAUCCUUUCCAUCUGAAAAGCACCUUAGUACAUUUAACAGCAGCUAUGGAGCUUGGCCAUUCAAAUGAGCUCUAUCUUAUGGCAUGCAAUUUGGUGAAGGAUUAUCCUCAAAAGGCUUUAUCAUGGUUUGCUGUUGGUUGUUACUACUAUUGUAUCAAGAAGUAUGAUCAAGCACGCCGUUAUUUCAGCAAAGCUACUAGCCUAGAUGGAGCAUUUGCACCUGCUUUGAUAGGUUAUGGAAAUGCUUUUGCCGCUCGUGACGAGGGUGAUCAGGCAAUGUCAGCUUAUCGUACCGCUGCUCGGUUAAUUCCUGGGUAAUUUGUAUUAUUGUUAUUCUAUUUUAUGGAGUACAUGCGAACUCACAGCUUUAAGCUUGCUGAGCAGUUUUUCAUGCAGGCGAAAACUAUCUGCCCUUCGGACCCCCUUGUUUAUAAUGAACUUGGAGUUGUUGCAUAUAAUAUGAAAGAGUAUGAUAAAGCUGUGCGGUGGUUUGAGAUGACAUUAGCUCACAUCCCCUGCCCUUUAAGUGAAACGUGGGAACCAACUGUGGUCAAUCUUGCUCAUUCAUACAGGAAGCUAAAGCUGUACAGGGAAGCAAUUUCUUGUUAUGAGAAAGCACUUGCAUUAUCAAAUAGAAGCUUGAGUACGUAUGCUGGUCUUGCAUACACAUAUCAUUUGCAGGAUCACUUCACUGCUGCAAUUACAUAUUAUCAUAAGGCAUUAUGGCUGAAACCAGAUGAUCAGUUUUGCACUGAAAUGUUAAGUGUGGCUCUCAUGGAUGAAUGCCGGCGUGGGAUAGAUCCAAAAAUUGAGUUUCACUAAAAGUUUCUGAUGCUGAUAAUAUUCUUUGCAUUCAUCUUGUAAUGUAAUUGUAAUAUCAUGUUUAUCAUCGCGUUAAAAGGUUGGUUCUAUCUAAUUUUUGUUUUCCUCUAUGAAGAUGGAGAAAUUGGGCGUAAUUAGUGUAUAUUUAUCUGUCAUUCCAAAA
This is a messenger RNA of Carica papaya (papaya), 1844 nucleotides long. The record is from RefSeq and is a predicted model, not a curated record. Lineage: Eukaryota; Viridiplantae; Streptophyta; Magnoliopsida; Brassicales; Caricaceae.